This is a messenger RNA of Lachancea mirantina, 376 nucleotides long. Lineage: Eukaryota; Fungi; Ascomycota; Saccharomycetes; Saccharomycetales; Saccharomycetaceae. The record is from the annotation of a GenBank genome assembly.
CCACACUUACCGCUUAAAUGCGGCAGAUCGUUUUCCGCUCAUAUGCCUGGAGAUCUCAAAAAAAGAAGAUAUCUUAGGAAGCCCGCUGAAAAAGACGGGUCUUACGAAGAUUAUUGGCUAAAAAAUCAAGCCCGUUUGCCCUUUCUCAUUAGUCCUUUCCUUCUACAACACAAAGUUAUCGACAGCUGAUAUAGAGAGGUGCUUUUACGUAAGCAAAAAGGUUCUCGACAAUAGAUUUUCGUUGGCGAGUGCAAAUCUUAGAAGUGCAAUGAUAAUUCGUAAUCGAUUGAAGUGUUUUAAUUUGAGCUCAGAAACGCAUAUGACUGAAAACAUUCCAGUAGAGGCUUGCAUUAUGGAUGAGGAGGACAACCGCUGA